GCCUCUGCGCUUGGGGAGAGCUCGGGCAUCCUGGCGGAAGGGCUCUGCUUAGAAACAGCUCUGGGAAAUGGUUCCUCCCCCUGGAUGUAGUCACAGCAUGGUAAAUUCCAUCUGAAAAAUAAAAGCGGAGCUCUUUGCUGAGUCAUAGAAGCUUCAGAGCUGAUUUGCACAAGCCGGGCUGAGUCUGGACAAGCUGAGAAAGAUUCAGUCAAGACAAGAAAUGGGUGAGAAGAGCAGAAACUGUGAGGGUUUGAGAACGUGAGUGAGAAAAUGUAGCAGAUCAACAGCUGAGGCGACACCUGCCAGGAGCUUGGUGUGGACACCCCAGCCUAGACGGAGCAUCUGCCCCGGGUGUCCCUCUGGCCAUCCAGCCUCACCAUGUCAAAGAAGGGCACAGGCAGCCGGGCCAAAGGAGACAAGGCGGAGGCUCUUGCUGCACUACAGGCCGCCAACGAGGAGCUGCGAGCCAAGCUCACGGACAUCCAGAUCGAGCUGCAGCAGGAGAAGAGCAAGGUCAGCAGAGUGGAGCGGGAGAAGAGCCAAGAGCUGAGGCAGAUACGUGAACACGAGCAGCGCAAGCACGCAGUCUUGGUCACAGAGCUCAAGACCAAGCUGCACGAGGAGAAAAUGAAGGAGCUGCAGGCUGUGCGUGAGGCACUGCUGCGGCAGCAUGAAGCCGAGCUUCUGAGGGUCAUCAAGAUCAAGGAUAACGAGAACCAGCGGCUGCAGGCGCUGCUCAACACCAUGCGCGAUGGCGCACCUGACAAGGUCAAGACAGUGCUCCUGUGUGAGGCCAAGGAGGAGGCCAAGAAGGGGUUCGAGGUGGAGAAAGUCAAAAUGCAGCAAGAGAUCACAGAGCUCAAGGGGGCCAAGAAGCAGGUAGAGGAGGCCCUGACACUAGUGAUCCAGGCAGACAAGAUCAAGGCUGCAGAGAUCAGGAGUGUGUACCAUCUGCACCAGGAGGAGAUCAGCCGCAUCAAGAAGGAGUGUGAGCGAGAGAUCCGCAGGCUGAUGGAGGAGAUAAAAUUUAAAGACAGAGCAGUCUUCGUGCUGGAGAGAGAGUUAGGGGUUCAAGCCGGGCAUGCCCAAAGACUGCAGCUUCAGAAAGAGGCUCUAGAUGAGCAGCUUUCCCAGGCCAGAGAGGCUGAGCGGCACCCAGGCAGCCCCAGACGGGAACUUCCUUAUGCAAGCGGUGCAGGAGACGCCUCAGACCACUCAGGAAGCCCUGAACAGCAGUUGGAUGAAAAAGAUGCCCGGCGCUUCCAACUUAAAAUUGCAGAGUUAAGUGCCAUCAUUCGUAAACUGGAGGACCGCAAUGCCUUGCUGUCAGAAGAAAGGAAUGAGCUGUUAAAGCGUUUAAGAGAAGCUGAAAGUCAGUACAAGCCACUGCUGGAUAAGAACAAACGCCUUACUCGGAAAAAUGAAGAUUUGUCUCACACAUUACGGCGAAUAGAAAGCAAGUUGAAAUUUGUCACCCAGGAGAACAUGGAAAUGAGGCAGAGAGCCGGGAUCAUCCGAAGACCCAGCUCCCUCAACGACCUUGACCAAAGUCAGGAUGAGAGGGAGGUGGACUUCCUGAAGCUUCAAAUUGUAGAGCAGCAGAGCCUCAUUGAUGAGCUCUCCAAGACCCUCGAAACUGCUGGCUAUGUAAAGAGCGUGUUAGAGCGUGAUAAGCUUUUAAGGUAUCGGAAACAAAGAAAGAAAAUGGCGAAGCUCCCCAAGAAGCCAGUUGUCGUGGAGACUUUCUUUGGAUAUGAUGAAGAAGCUUCCUUGGAAUCCGACGGUUCUUCCAUCUCUUAUCAAACUGACAGGACAGACCAGACCCCUUGCACACCAGACGAUGACUUGGAGGAGGGCAUGGCCAAGGAAGAGACGGAGCUGCGGUUCCGCCAGCUGACCAUGGAGUACCAGGCGCUGCAGCGAGCCUAUGCCCUGCUGCAGGAGCAGGUUGGAGGAACCCUGGAUGCAGAGCGAGAAGUUAAGACUCGUGAGCAGCUUCAAGCAGAGGUGCAGAGGGCACAGACACGGGUGGAGGACCUGGAGAAGGCACUGGCCGAGCAGGGGCAGGAUAUGAAAUGGAUUGAAGAGAAGCAAGCACUGUAUCGAAGAAAUCAGGAGCUUGUAGAAAAGAUAAAACAAAUGGAGAUGGAGGAGGCCCGACUCAAGCAUGAUGUCCAGGACGCAAAGGAUCAGAACGAACUGCUGGAGUUCAGGAUCCUGGAGCUCGAGGAGAGGGAGAGGAAAUCGCCUGCCAUCAACUUCCACCACACACCCUUCGUGGAUGGGAAGAGCCCCCUCCAGGUGUACUGCGAGGCUGAAGGCGUGACGGACAUCCUGGUUACAGAGCUAAUGAAGAAGCUGGACAUCCUGGGGGAUAACGCCGUAAGUAACCUGACCAAUGAAGAGCAAGUGGUUGUCAUACAAGCCAGGACAGUCUUGACCUUGGCAGAGAAGUGGCUCCAACGGAUUGAAGAGACUGAGUCAGCACUGCAGCGGAAGAUGGUGGAUCUGGAGAGUGAGAAGGAGCUGUUCAGUAAACAGAAGGGCUACCUGGAUGAAGAGCUGGACUACAGGAAGCAGGCCCUAGACCAAGCCCACAAGCACAUCCUGGAGCUGGAAGCCAUGCUGUAUGAUGCCCUGCAGCAAGAGGCUGGGGCCAAAGUGGCAGAGCUGCUGUCAGAAGAGGAGCGCGAGAAGCUCAAGGUGGCGGUGGAGCAGUGGAAGCGCCAAGUCAUGAGCGAGCUGCGGGAGCGGGAUGCACAGAUCCUGCGGGAGCGCAUGGAGCUGCUGCAGCUAGCGCAGCAGAGAAUUAAAGAGUUAGAAGAAAGAAUAGAAGCUCAGAAGAGACAAAUUAAAGAACUGGAAGAAAAGCUUUCAUUCUCUGGUCAUAGCUGCUCUUGGCACCCCGAUGAGCCUCCCGUGGAGCCAUACCCCUAUCCUCCAGCAGGACCAGAGAGCAGUGGAUGCUGGCAACAAAAUGGGACAUUGUGUCUCAUGCCCGAAGACCCCAAAGGGUUUGAUCAUCGUGCAGCUGUCCUGUGCAGGAUGAGGGGGAAGCAGAGCCUUGAGUGGGGGCCUCUGUCCACUUGGGAUGAGCUAGAAUCAGAACUAUCUUUGCUGGCUGGGGCUUCUCUAAGACAGGCCUGGCCUUGGCUGCUGGCCCCUGGCCCUCUUCUCACAAGGCAGCCUCCAUCCCAGUCAUGGGGAUGUGUGAUGUUCCCUGCCAAGCAGGGGUAAGAGCCGCUCCAAUGCAGGAGCAAGCCCUCCUCCUGGUUACCAUAGUAACUGUCAGUGUCCUCCAAGGAAGAGCUUCAGAAACAACCCAAGCUCAUCCCCAAUAACAAAAUGAAGACUGACUUCAGUGGCAACCUCCGUUCAGGGGAACCGGGAGGGUUCACUGGGGACAGCCCCAGGAGGGUUCUCUGUGACACCUUGAGUGCACAGUGAUGCUGUGACUCACUCCUAAGCACUCACUGGUGGACAAAUCUCACACCCACCCUCGUUCUGGGGACAGAUGAGAGCUUUGGCUACUUCUGGCCUCCUCAUCUCACCUGGAGACUGGAAGGCCAAAAGCUCAUGACAAACCACAGACCAGAAGUACAGUGGGACCAGAAGAGGGAUGAGGAGCGCUGUAAGCUGACAUGAGAUGAGGCUGCAGAGCAACCGGAAAGAAGCCUGAUGCCAGAGAACACGGAUGUGACCGCACAGCCCCAGAAACCACAGAUGCCUGGGGCACCCGGUAUACGUAGCCUGGAAGCUCCACAGCAGGCCAGCUGGGCCUGAGGGCUGCACGUGGCCAGGGGUGGCCAAAGAUGGCCUGGUCCAGAACCUUCGCACACAGGAGCAGGGCCCAGGUGAGGAUACACAGUAUGCCUGUGGUUCUGCGGAUGCAAGAAGGGCGCCUGGAGUCCAGUGGCCUGCAGAGAGAAAACAGUGCACCAAUAAAGGCAGUUUCAAGUGUGAUUUCCAUUCCUGCCAGAUGAUCCAGUCUAUAACCCAGGAAAGUCUUCCUGCACUUGGAUAAGCCUGACUCCUUGGUUGAGAGGUUCUUCUGUUGUCAUCACAUCCUUGAUGGUCUAAGAUUGUUCCCCUCAGUGCUUCAGUUAGAAGAGGCAUGUACAUCUGCACAUGUGUUCAUGCAAGUCCUCACUCAACCAGAGAACAACAACAAAAACAUAGCCCUUUUGAGGCACCUAGAAGUUGAUGCACUAGGUGUGCCAUAUGCAUCCACGUGUGAGUGUAACAUACAGCAUUGCAUUUUAAAAAAAAACAGUAGCUGGAGGGAGGAAUGACUGUGUUGUCUGGAAGUAUUAAGUUCAUUUUAUAUUUGUGUCAGAAGAAUUGUUCCACUCUGAUGCAGAUGUGGUGGACCAGCCAUGGUUCCCUAGGUUGAAAUCUGGGGAAUGCUUCAUAGGAUCAGACAGAUAUGCUUUUUCUUUCAUGGGUGCAGAAUUUCUGCUGGGAAAUGCACUAUUAAUUGCACUUCUCCAAGAGGGACCUAUUCUUUCUGUUGUCAUUCAAACUAUAGUCCAUGCUUCACUUGGACAAGGCACUGGCCUAGUUCCCUGCCUCUCUAGUUAAACCUGAUGUUGAGGUUUGUCUCAAGUCUGAAAUCUUGUGUAUUCCUCCAUGCAUAGUUUUGUCUCGUUUUAAUGGCUGCAUCCUCUUGGAACAUACUCGGAACUAAAUGGCAAACAAUAACCUACAUUAAGUGCUUCCACAGAGCUAUGGAUGAACCACUGGGUUAAAGUCUGAUGGAUUCUGCAAUGCAGACAUCCAAGAAAUGUUGAAACUCCAUGUGGUCCCCUGCCAGCCUGCAUCCCAUGGGGAAAGCUCCUGGCUGGGAUCCAACGUGAACCUGCAAGAGAAAAGCAGCCAAUUUGGUUCUAAGGAUGUGCUUUUGAGACUCAACCCAAAUUCACAUCCCUCUGUUUUAGUUCGAUUAUCAUGAUUUUGCAUGUUGUGUGUGUCUGGAGUACUUCAUAUACCCUCCCAUCCACUCCAGUCACUCUAAAUCACAGUUCUGUAAUUUUAAAAAAAGACAAACUAUACAGGGAAGAAAAGCAUGUAAAUAUGUACCAAUGCUUAUGAAGUUAUUGUUCAUAUGUAAAAAGUUUGUACAUAGGGAAGGAAAAUGGCUCUAUGAAUGUUUUAAAUAAUAUCCUAUGAACCAAACUGCAUUUGUACUCCUGCCACAUUCCUGAAAACACAUAUUUAGUUGGGAUGUCAUCCCCCUCUUUCGGUGUCAUUAUUUUCAUGCAUAUGUCAUAGCAUCUUCUUUUAUCUGAUUACAAAAUCAGAACUGGGCUUUAGCAAAAAAGCCAGUAUUAGCAUUUAUCACUCAUUCUUGCUGAGGAGCAUCUGAGGAGUUCAAGCGUUUUAAAAAUAAGGUGCAUUUUCUAAAUCCCAGACUGUACCUUCUUUUUUAUUGAAACAGUGGGCUGGGCUGAAUUUCCUUGACCAUUUGUCUCUUAUCACUAGCUCUUCAAACAGGAAAAUCAGUUUUAAAGGCACUGCCCUGAAGAAGCAAGAGGAGGGAUGCUGAAAUGUGGCCAGGAAUACUUACUGUGUAACUGAGACAUAUGCAUCUAUAUCAUGUCAUAUAGCAUGGCCGUACUGUGUUACAGUGCAAAGAACAAUGUUUCAGUUCGUCUAAACUAGAAAUCCAUGUAAAAUACAGAUUCCUUUGUGGACACCCAUGUGGUGUUCACCUUGUCUCCAUGGUUGAGUUCCAUUUGUCGAAGGCCUGUGGCUGUGACUUAAGGUCUCUGCCCUCGCAGAAUCUGUAGCCUUCAGGAAACCUGAGUGCCUUACGUGGCUUGUGAACACCAACUGGGAGUCAAAAGGGGGUGGUGCAAUGUGGCUUUAAGGCAUGGACAGCUCAUCAGCACUUGCCAUCACUCCAUCAUUGAAACCUUAAGAUGGGUUGUGUGUUUUCUACAAAGUAAUGGAUUUAAGUUUAGGCUCAGGAAAAUCAUAUUGUGAAUAUAUGUAAGCAUAUAUUUGUUUACUGUAUAUUUUUAAAAGCUUUAUUGUAAAUUUAUGCAAAAAUUAACAGGAUUUGUUUUCUUAUGGCAAUAUGCCAGGCAGUAUUUGUGUUCUCUGAGGCAUUUCCUUAAUUACUACAUUCUUAACAUGUGAUACUCUGUUCAAUACUAAACAGUAUUCGCAGGCCUAAACUAGGUUUCUAUGGUGACCCACUACAAAAUUUUACACAUAUUUUUGUAUUGUAAUUCCUAUGAUAUACCAGAGAAUUUUUACUUAUUUGUAAAUUAUUGUACAGUUUUAAUAAAAAUUGUUUUAAA
Chinchilla lanigera (long-tailed chinchilla) is the source of this 6305-nucleotide messenger RNA. RefSeq names its product Janus kinase and microtubule interacting protein 3 (gene Jakmip3). The record is from RefSeq and is a predicted model, not a curated record. The coding region runs from base 379 to 3237 and encodes 952 amino acids. The transcript has 24 exons. Gene Ontology annotation, molecular function: microtubule binding; kinase binding. Lineage: Eukaryota; Metazoa; Chordata; Mammalia; Rodentia; Chinchillidae.